Messenger RNA from Mangifera indica (mango), 684 nucleotides. RefSeq lists its product as uncharacterized. Bases 146 to 601 code for a protein of 151 amino acids. The record is from RefSeq and is a predicted model, not a curated record. The transcript has a single exon. NCBI's taxonomy places the organism in Eukaryota, Viridiplantae, Streptophyta, Magnoliopsida, Sapindales, Anacardiaceae.
UCAUUUUUACUGGUAAGCUAAGCUCCAAACGCUAACCAAAACGUUCGACUAGUCUCUGCCCUGCCUUCUCAAUAUUAUUUUAUCAACACCAAAAGCCGAAUUUUCGCGAGAAAAUUUAACAAACCCGUUUCUCGAAAACCUUAAAAUGGCUCUAAGAAUCCAUCUUUUGCCUCCAAACACCUUUUCGAAACCCCAAAAACUCCAGCCCCAUCUCCCCCGACCCAAAACCCAGAUCCAGUGCACCAAUAACAACUUCGGCGAUGCAGAGCUGGCAUCAAAACUGGCAAAGAUAAACACCCAUUUGGUGCAAAAAGAAGAAGCCAUGAAGAAGAGCAAAGAACUGCUGUUCGCCGAGUUUUGCCAAUACUGGGGUCUUGAAGAGGAGGAUGCGAAGAAGAAAUGGAGGAAAACUAAUGAAGAAGAGAAGUGGGAAUUGGUUAAAGUGUUUGUUAAUGAAUGGAGUGUGAAUUUUCAUCCAUUGUCUGCAAAGUCUGUCAAGGAAAUGAUCCAAGAGUAUUUGCAUCAAUUUGAAGAGAAGAAGACAGUUUCCAGUUCUGAUAAUGUUUUUAAGAGAAUUUUAGGGUUUUCAGAAGAAAAGUAGAUUGUAUAAGGAAUUGAAAAUUUUAUUUAUGGUGGUUUAUCUGGUUCUUAUUUCAAUGGAAAAAUUCCAAUUCCAUCACUGUA